Corticium candelabrum is the source of this 1312-nucleotide messenger RNA. RefSeq names its product peroxisomal membrane protein PEX13-like. The record is from RefSeq and is a predicted model, not a curated record. Gene Ontology annotation, biological process: protein import into peroxisome matrix, docking. The coding region runs from base 25 to 1146 and encodes 373 amino acids. NCBI's taxonomy places the organism in Eukaryota, Metazoa, Porifera, Homoscleromorpha, Homosclerophorida, Plakinidae. Gene Ontology annotation, cellular component: peroxisomal membrane; peroxisome; peroxisomal importomer complex. The transcript has a single exon. Gene Ontology annotation, molecular function: protein binding.
CAAGCGUGCGACUUGUGUGUGCUAAUGAGUGCUCCUUUGAAACCUUGGGAAAAACCUGACGAUGAGAGCAGAGGACAGAGUCAUUCACCCGCUGGUGCUCAAGUAGGCCGAACAACUUGUCCUCCUCCACGGCCCCCACGUCACAGAGAAUCUGCUAGGCUUACGAGUUACGGCAAUUCGUUGCCAUUCGGAGGUUAUCCGUAUGGUAGACUUGGUGGAGGAGGUUAUGGAAGUUUGUUUGGAGGAUAUCCAUCAUACGGAUAUUCGCCAUAUUCUGGGUAUGGCUCGUCUAUGUACAGACCAGGUGGAUACUCUGGAUUUGGGUCAUAUGGCAAUAGAGACGAUCGUCCAAGUCCCUUCGUUCAGAGGGCCGAAGAUAGCAGUCGUGCUGCAUUUCAAUCUAUUGAAUCAAUUGUGCAUGCAUUUGGUUCAGUAGCAAUGAUGCUGGAGUCGACAUUUCAAGCAUUGUAUCAUUCAUUUCGAGCUGUGCUAGGCGUGGCUGAUCACUUCUCUCGAUUGAAAUCUCAUUUGUGGAAGAUACUGAGUGCAAUGACUGUACUAAAGACAUUACAUUGCAUGGUGAAUAAAGUGUUGGGAUGGUUAAAGUUUAGACAAUCUACAUCAGGUGAAGAUUUAUGGCAGCAGGCUGCUGGAGUUAAUGAGACGUCUAUAUCUGUCACAGCUUUGGAUGAUGGCCCACGUUCUUGGCCAUUUGUGGUUUUUCUUAUUGUUGCUGUUGGCGGACCUUGGGUCUUAUGGCGAUUUGUUUGUAAAUCAUUGAGUGAGAGCCAAAGGAUUGAGAGAAACUCUGCAAGAGAUCAGAGUGAUUGGGUGACUGAUGAAGGAAGACAUGUUGAUGCUAAGGUGUUAUAUGACUUCGAUGCAGAGAAUGAUGAUGAAUUAAGUAUCCAGACAGGCGAUCAAUUAAGAUUGGCUCCAAGUGAUAAACAGCCAAGAGUGAGAGGUUGGGUGUUGGCUGCCAGUAAUGGACAGACAGGUCUUGUACCGGCUAACUAUGUCAAAAUCUUGGGACAAUCACAGGAUCGAUUCACAUCACCUCUUAGGUCUCGACCAUUAUCUGAAGACAGUGGAGUACAAGUAGGAAGUCAGCAACACGAGACAGACCAGCAAUAUGAGGACGAGUAGAAAUAAGAAUUGCAACCAAUGAUCAUGUUUAUAGUGUUUGGUGAUUUAAAACAUUGAGUUUAGAUAGCAGUGUAGCCAUUGACCAUGGAUCAAGUUGUACAUGAACUGGAUACUCUAAAUAGUACAUUCAUGCUGCAGAAAUUGUACUGCUGAAUGAUUUGUGCUC